AAAUAAAGAUUAUGUUGGCGGGACAAAUUAUGAAACUAGAAAAAUAGAUAAAGUAUUGUGAAGCAUAAAGUGAGUAUGGAAAAAUGCAAAUUACAAACUGAUUUUAGACUCUUAGUUAUCUGAUACAACUCAUACAAAUAGCUAGCUACUUAAUAACGAAAUUAUUUGUGCAAAGCAAACUUUAAUCUUCCACCCAUAUAAAAAGCAUGCAUUUGCCAACUUGAGUUUAACACACCCACACACACUGUUCCCUACACUCUUCACUCAAAUAAUAAUAACUUCCUCCUUUGCUUCCAUCCUCGCCUCUUCAUCCCUCCUCAUCUUCCUAGCUACAUACUUCCAUGUAUCCGGGAGAAGAGCCACCCCGCCAACACCACCUCCCUAAGAUGGACGACGAAGAUGACGACGACUACGACGAUCACCAACCACCUUACCCUGCUAAUGUAGUAACCCCAACCCACCAACAUCCACCUGCCACCCCACAACAACCUCUUCAACCACCAAAGCAAUUAUUCUCUCCUGGCGGCUCUCACCCUCCUUUCCAAAAACGCCCCACCCCUUCCGCCACCCCUCCGCCGCAACCUCAACCUCAACCUCCAAUGCCACCUCAACAACUUUUACAACCACCUCAACAACCUCUUCAACCACCUCAACAAAUCUUCCUCCCCACCUCCCCUCCUCCUAAAUCCCGGGCCCCACCUAAGCACAACCGCGACGAUGACGAUGACGACGACGACAAUAAAAGUGGACGUCUAUUAUGUGCUGUGAUCACCACCUUAUUAAUACUCAUAGGCAUAACCGUCUUAAUAUUAUGGCUGCUCUACCGCCCGGCGAAACCCCAGUUCACCGCCGUCUCCGCCGCCGUGUACUCCCUCAACACCACCUCCCCGCCGGCGUCAUUCAUCACCACCUCCGUUCAGCUCACUAUCCUCACUCGUAACCCUAGUAAACGUACCGCCAUCCACUACGACCGCCUCACCGUGGCGGUUCACUACCGGAACCACCCCAUCACACCGCCGGCUCCCCUCCCGCCAUUGCACCAGCGUAAGCGGAGCACCGUGAUGAUGUCUCCGGUGAUCGGUGGUGAUGCCGCGGUAGCUACACCGCCUGAGGUGGUGGAGGGGUUAGCGGCCGACGAGGUGUAUGGGGUGGUAGGGUUGAGUUGGGUGUUGAUGGGAAGAGUGAGGUAUAAAGCAGGGUGGUUUAAGAGUGGACAUAGUAGGGUUUAUGUAAGAUGUGAUGUUAUGUUAGGGUUUAAGAAUGGUGGUGGUAGCAAUCCCAAUGGUCAAGUACCUUUGCUUGGAAAUCCUCCUUGUUAUGUUGAUAUUUGAUUACAUUUUAUUUUAUUUUUGCUUUAUAAAUGUUAUUUAUAGAGUGCAAGUUUAAGGUUUUACAGAGGUUUGUGUAAUAAGUAUUUCUUGGCUAAAAUUCAAUAGUAGUGCAACAAUUGUAAAGGAAAGUAUUGAUGCUUUAUUA
Messenger RNA from Chenopodium quinoa (quinoa), 1476 nucleotides. Its product is annotated as NDR1/HIN1-like protein 10. Lineage: Eukaryota; Viridiplantae; Streptophyta; Magnoliopsida; Caryophyllales; Amaranthaceae. The coding region runs from base 342 to 1331 and encodes 329 amino acids. The transcript has a single exon. The record is from RefSeq and is a predicted model, not a curated record. Gene Ontology annotation, biological process: defense response to other organism.